Molecule: messenger RNA, 1254 nt
Organism: Haliotis rufescens (red abalone)
Lineage: Eukaryota; Metazoa; Mollusca; Gastropoda; Lepetellida; Haliotidae
Product: shematrin-like protein 1
Exons: 1
Coding region: 1-1254 (417 amino acids)
Source: RefSeq, a predicted model, not a curated record
AUGGGGGAUGGGGUAUAUGGGGGAUGGAGAUAUAUGGGGGGUGGGGGUAUAUGGGGGAUGGAGAUAUAUGGGGGAUGGAGGUAUAUGGGGAUGGAGAUAUAUGGGGGAUGGGGGUAUAUGGGGGAUGGAGAGAUAUGGGGGAUGGAGGUAUAUGGGGGUGGGGGUAUAUGGGGGAUGGAGAUAUAUGGGGGAUGGAGGUAUAUGGGGAUGGAGAUAUAUGGGGGAUGGGGGUAUAUGGGGGAUGGAGAUAUAUGGGGGAUGGAGGUAUAUGGGGAUGGAGAUAUAUGGGGAUGGAGAUAUAUGGGGGAUGGGGGUAUAUGGGGGAUGGAGAUAUAUGGGGGAUGGAGGUAUAUGGGGUGUGGGGUAUAUGGGGGAUGGAGAGAUAUGGGGAUGGAGGUAUAUGGGGGGUGGGGGUAUAUGGGGGAUGGAGAUAUAUGGGGGAUGGAGGUAUAUGGGGAUGGAGAUAUAUGGGGAUGGAGAUAUAUGGGGGAUGGGGGUAUAUGGGGGAUGGAGAUAUAUGGGGGAUGGGGGUAUAUGGGGAUGGAGAUAUAUGGGGAUGGAGAUAUAUGGGGGAUGGGGGUAUAUGGGGGAUGGAGAGAUAUGGGGGAUGGAGGUAUAUGGGGGAUGGAGAUAUAUGGGGAUGGAGAUAUAUGGGGGAUGGGGGUAUAUGGGGGAUGGGGGUAUAUGGGGAUGGAGAUAUAUGGGGAUGGAGAUAUAUGGGGGAUGGGGGUAUAUGGGGGAUGGAGAUAUAUGGGGAUGGAGAUAUUUGGGGGAUGGGGGUAUAUGGGGGAUGGAGAUAUAUGGGGAUGGAGAUAUAUGGGGGGUGGGGGUAUAUGGGGGAUGGAGAGAUAUGGGGGAUGGAGGUAUAUGGGGGAUGUAGAUAUAUGGGGGAUGGGGGUAUAUGGGGGAUGGAGAUAUAUGGGGAUGGAGAUAUAUGGGGGGUGGGGGUAUAUGGGGGAUGGAGAUAUAUGGGGAUGGAGAUAUAUGGGGAUGGAGAUAUAUGGGGGAUGGGGGUAUAUGGGGGAUGGAGAGAUAUGGGGGAUGGAGGUAUAUGGGGGAUGGAGAUAUAUGGGGAUGGAGAUAUAUGGGGAUGGAGAUAUAUGGGGAUGGAGAUAUAUGGGGGAUGGGGGUAUAUGGGGGAUGGAGGUAUAUGGGGGAUGGGGGUAUAUGGGGAUGGAGAUAUAUGGGGAUGGAGAUAUAUGGGGGAUGGGGGUAUAUGGGGGAUGGAGAGAUAUGGGGGAUGGAGGUAUAUGA